Molecule: messenger RNA, 560 nt
Organism: Linum tenue
Lineage: Eukaryota; Viridiplantae; Streptophyta; Magnoliopsida; Malpighiales; Linaceae
Source: the annotation of a GenBank genome assembly
CGGAUCGGUACGGUACCAAAACUGUUUCCUUGUCCCACUCCCAGCCGGAGCCGUAAAAGAAGCCGAUUUUCAUCUCCGGUUGAACGCGAGAAUUCUAAAAUCUCUUUUCCGACAAAUUUUCCUCAUGCCCAAAAGGACGGAGUUGAGAGCUUGAAUUUGCUGUGAUGGACGAGGUGGUGGAGGCAGUAGAGAAGACGAAGCAGGAAUGGGACGAAGCUUAUGCUAAGACGCAAAUCCACAUAAGAUCGAAGACUGAAGAGUAUCACAAAUCCGGAGCUAGUGUUGAAGGACCGUCCACUCAGGAAACGAAUUCUCUUCCCAGAUUGAACGGCCUGGCGCAAGAUGGUUUAGCUAUGCUCCAAUCGCUGGAAUUCAAGCUCGAUCUCUUGGCUCCCCGGUUGCCCGCCGACGAUCAAGUUAAAUCGGCGCGCAAUCGCUGCUCGAAUCCUGGAAGAAACAGUCUCACAGAGAAAAUUGCUUUUGGGAGGUGGAGAAGAGUCCACAGCACGCAGGCGAAAUCUUCAGUAUGCAACAGCUCACUGAGAUGGCCAAUUGAGUGA